Messenger RNA from Carya illinoinensis, 2231 nucleotides. RefSeq names its product pentatricopeptide repeat-containing protein At3g48250, chloroplastic-like. NCBI's taxonomy places the organism in Eukaryota, Viridiplantae, Streptophyta, Magnoliopsida, Fagales, Juglandaceae. The coding region runs from base 93 to 1973 and encodes 626 amino acids. The record is from RefSeq and is a predicted model, not a curated record. The transcript has a single exon. Gene Ontology annotation, molecular function: protein binding. Gene Ontology annotation, biological process: RNA splicing.
GCUUAAACCCUGGAGAAAUCCCCCGAAUGUUCAACGGCUUCUCUCUGUGAAAACUCUGAAACAUCUAGCGGAGAGCCUCUCCCUAAGUAGCCAUGAACAGAGUAAAGGCAACCCUUACAUCACUCAGACUCGUCAACUCGUUCCUCUCCACUCGGCUUCCCGCAACUCGACCUCUUGCCAGCCAGGUGAAUCAGUUAUAUGCCUCUCUUUCACAUCGAUCUUUUUACAAUUCGUACUUCCUAAGUACCCAUCAAAAGCUGUUCUUCUCGUCGAAACCAAGUUCGGUCGUGGAACUCCUUCUGUCCAACGAUUGGUCCGACGAGCUAGAGCUUGACUUAAAAAAAUCGUACCCUUCACUGACCCACGAAACAGUUAUUUACAUUUUGAAGAAACUCGAUAAAGACCCAGAAAAGGCCUCCGAUUUUUUCAACUGGGUCUGUGAGAAAGCUGGUUUUAGACCCAGUUCUUUGGUAUAUAGCUUAAUGCUUAGGAUUUUGGUUAACAAAGAGUCAAUGAAGCAGUUUUGGGUCACGCUGAGAAAAAUGAAAGAGGAAGGGUUUUAUGUUGAUGAGGAAACAUAUUUGACAAUUUUGGCGCAGUUUAAGAAGGGGAAGAUGGCUAGCGAUGUCACGGCGUUGAAACACUUCUACAGUCGGAUGCUUGUAGAGAAUGCGAUGGAGAAUGUUGUGAAGAAGGUGGUUGAUAUUGUUUCGGAGUCAGAGUGGACAGAUGAGGUUGAACAUGAAUUGGAGGAGCUCAAAAUUGUGUUAUCGGAUAAUUUUGUGAUACGGGUAUUGAAAGAACUUCGAAAUUACCCCUCGAAGGCUUUGAAAUUUUUUUAUUGGGUUGGCCGUUGUAGUGGUUAUGGACACAAUGCGGUGACUUAUAAUGCGAUGGCUAGGGUUCUUGGUAGGGAUGAUUCAAUUGAGCUGUUUUGGAGCGUUGUUGAGGAGAUUAAGAGUGCGGGUUAUGAGAUGGAUAUUGACACAUACAUAAAAAUAUCAAGGCAGUUUCAGAAGUACAAGAUGACGGAGGAUGCGGUGAAGCUUUAUGAAUUUAUGAUGGAUGGCCCAUUUAAGCCAUCAGUUCAGGACUGUAGCAUGCUUUUGAGGACCAUAUCAGCCGGUGAUAACCCGAAUCUGGAUUUGGUGUUUAGAGUUGCAAAGAAAUAUGAGUCAAUGGGUCAUACUCUCUCUAAGGCAGUCUAUGAUGGGAUUCAUAGGUCGUUGACAAGUGCAGGGAGGUUUGACGAGGCAGAGAAUAUUAUGAAGGUUAUGAGAAACGCAGGGUAUCAGCCUGAUAAUAUCACAUACAGCCAAGUGGUUUUUGGACUUUGUAAGAUGAGGAGGCUUGAAGAAGCUUGUAAGGUGCUGGACGAGAUGGAAGAACAAGGAUGCCUUCCCGAUAUUAAGACUUGGACUAUUUUGAUUCAAGGGCAUUGUGCAGCUAAUGAAGUUGAAAAGGCACUGAUGUGUUUGGCGAAGAUGAUAGAGAAGAACUGUGAUGUUGAUGCUGAUCUGUUGGAUGUCUUAAUUAACGGUUUCCUUAGUCAGAGGAGAGUAGAUGGUGCUUACGAAUUGCUUGUGGAGAUGGUGAAUAAGGAUCGUUUAAGACCUUGGCAAGCUACCUAUAAAAAUAUGAUUGAAAAGCUUUUAGGCGCAGGGAAACUUGAAGAAGCACUGAAUUUGCUUCGUUUAAUGAAGAAGCAAAAUCACCCACCUUUCCCGGAACCCUUUGUCCAAUAUAUUGCGAAGUUUGGGACUGUGGAGGAUGCUGCAGACUUUUUUAAGGCAUUAAGCGUAAAAGAAUAUCCAUCCUCUUCUGCUUACCUUCAUGUUUUCAAAUCUUUCUUUAAAGAAGGUAGGCAUUCUGAGGCCAAAGAUCUGCUUUUCAAGUGCCCUCAUCAUAUUCGUAAGCAUAGUGAAAUUGGCAAGCUUUUUGGUUCAACAGGGAAUGACAAUGCUGCUUCAUGACCAUUGUAUAAUCAAAUUUGUUCAAUACAUCGGAUGAUGUUAUCUAUUCUUAUUCCUACUUGCAGCAGAAAACCACUGCCUCAGAAUUAAAUGGAAGUUUUCUGGAAUAAGUUUGGAACUGAAGUCUCUUCUGUAGUUGUGAGGUUCUGGUCGGUGUUCAAACUGUUACAAUGGGAAGUAAAAGAGUACUGCUUGAACUCUUCUUCUCUGGGUUUGCCUAAAAUAAUGAUAAGCAUUAGCGUGCAUGUUCUUUGGUUA